ACUGUAAUCUUUCACAAUCUCUGUCUCUCUUACUCUUCCUGUUCUUUCUCUCUGUUAAAGAACAGCGAGGUCUAAUGGCGUUGCCGAAUCAACAGACAGUGGAUUACCCAAGCUUCAAGCUCGUAAUUGUUGGUGAUGGUGGAACUGGAAAAACCACAUUUGUGAAGAGGCAUCUCACUGGUGAAUUCGAGAAGAAAUACGAGCCUACUAUUGGUGUGGAAGUUCAUCCAUUGGAUUUCUUCACCAACUGCGGGAAAAUCAGAUUUUAUUGCUGGGACACAGCUGGUCAGGAGAAAUUUGGUGGCCUCAGGGAUGGAUACUACAUUCAUGGACAAUGUGCAAUCAUUAUGUUUGAUGUAACAGCUCGGUUGACUUACAAGAAUGUUCCAACAUGGCAUCGUGAUCUUUGCCGAGUCUGUGAGAAUAUUCCAAUAGUCCUAUGUGGGAACAAGGUUGAUGUCAAGAACAGGCAGGUG
Sesamum indicum (sesame) is the source of this 476-nucleotide messenger RNA. Its product is annotated as GTP-binding nuclear protein Ran1B. The record is from RefSeq and is a predicted model, not a curated record. Gene Ontology annotation, cellular component: nucleus; cytoplasm. Gene Ontology annotation, molecular function: GTP binding; GTPase activity. Gene Ontology annotation, biological process: ribosomal subunit export from nucleus; protein import into nucleus. Lineage: Eukaryota; Viridiplantae; Streptophyta; Magnoliopsida; Lamiales; Pedaliaceae.